Sander lucioperca (pikeperch) is the source of this 1406-nucleotide messenger RNA. RefSeq names its product N-acetyllactosaminide alpha-1,3-galactosyltransferase-like. The coding region runs from base 142 to 1077 and encodes 311 amino acids. Gene Ontology annotation, cellular component: vesicle; Golgi apparatus; membrane. NCBI's taxonomy places the organism in Eukaryota, Metazoa, Chordata, Actinopteri, Perciformes, Percidae. Gene Ontology annotation, molecular function: hexosyltransferase activity. The record is from RefSeq and is a predicted model, not a curated record. Gene Ontology annotation, biological process: carbohydrate metabolic process. The transcript is spliced from 6 exons.
GUUCCGCAGUGGAAUCAGUGUGGCCGUGUUACUAUUACUGCUGCUGUUCUGGCCGUGUUUGGACUGUAUAGGCUACCUGAAAACAACCUGCACGCAGCCAACAGAUACUUCACCUCCUGCCAGAGUUUGUUUGCUGGAAAAAUGACGCGGCAGUUUGGCACAGCUUUGAGUUGGCUCAAGGGAAGGACUGCUGGAAUCUUCUGCUGUCAUGUGUUGCUUGUUGUCAGCUGCACUUCCUUAUAUUUAAGAUAUUUAGAGAGCCUCGUCCCUGCUGACAAGCUGCCAGUGGCCAGGGAAGGAGAACUGAGACGAAGCAUCAAUGUAGACGACACACUCGACUUUACGGCCAGAAAAUGGGUUGAGACACGCACAUCUUGGAAAGCUCCUAUCAUCUGGGAGGGAAUGUUUGACCCCGAUCUUUACGACCAAAAGCACAUCCAAAACCAGUCGUCUGUGGCCCUCACUGUGUUCGCUGUGGGAAGGUACUUUGCCUACCUCAAGACGUUCCUUACCUCUGCAGAACGUCAUUUUAUGUUGGGAUUAAAAGUGACAUAUUACGUGUUCACGGAUCAACCGGAGAAGAUACCACCAGUGAACCUUGGUCCUCUGCGAAGCAUGAAGGUUGUCCUGGUGAAAAAGUACUCCAGGUGGCACGACGUAUCUAUGAUGCGCAUGAAAGCCAUCUCGGAUACCAUAGAAUCAGAGAUUCGUCACCGCUGCAAUUAUGUCUUCUGCUUUCAUGUGGAUCAGCAGUUUAAGGGAAGAUUUGGCUCCGAGGCUCUGGGGGAUUCUGUGGCCUUGCUUCAUGCCGGCUUUUUCAAAACUCCAAAGGAAGGUUGCACCUAUGACCGAAACCCCAAAUCCACAGCCUUCAUGAGAAACGGAGAUUACUACUACAAUGCUGCUGUCUUUGGAGGCCUUUGGGAAAAUGUGCAGAAUUUGGCAGAUUACUGCUUUCUGGAUAUCAUGGAGGACAAACUAAAUGAUGUGGAGGCUCAGUGGCAUGAUGAGAGUCAUCUAAACAAGUACUUUUGGCUUCACAAACCGAGCAGGCUGCUCUCCCCCAAGUACUGGUAGGGCCAGAGAAGGGGUUACAACAAGGACACACACAGACACGUCGCCCACCUAAUAUGGACAAUAUGACCCACUUCAUACUCUGUAGAGUGGCUAGAAGAUUUAAUUGCAAUAACUUUGGGAGAAAAAUGUGAGAUGUUUACCAUAAUGUUUGUAUUGGAUUCUAUUCUUGGAAAGUGGGACAGUGGAAUAACUUUUUCUACCUUUUCUGGAGAUCCAACUCAGUUGUCUUUGUGUUGAAGAAUGUGUAAGAAGGAUUAUGUUUACAAAAGGGAUGUCAAAUGUGCGUGCUUUAAUAUUUUAACAUAAAUAAAUAAAUGUUUUUAUACAAA